Sodiomyces alkalinus F11 is the source of this 1611-nucleotide messenger RNA. RefSeq lists its product as hypothetical. NCBI's taxonomy places the organism in Eukaryota, Fungi, Ascomycota, Sordariomycetes, Glomerellales, Plectosphaerellaceae. The transcript is spliced from 5 exons. The coding region runs from base 139 to 1341 and encodes 400 amino acids. The record is from RefSeq and is a predicted model, not a curated record.
CAUCACCGUCACGCAUUUGAGGCUCGAGUGCUCAGCCCAUGUAUUCGACCCGCCUCCACGAGAUACUAAGAAAUUAACUGGCAGUAUUUCAAAACAUUAUUUCACUUUCCUUUCGGUGCCACCCCCAAGAACGCCAUAAUGCCACGGAAGCGCGCGGCAUCUUCGGUUGUCGAUGAAACACCCCGACGACGUUCUCGGCGCAUCUCAAGCACACCCAAGAAAAGCGUGUACUUUGAAGAUAACGACGAUCUAGAAGGGCAGCAAGAUGACGAUUAUGCUAAUGAAGGGGCCAGCGAGGGAGAGAAGGAUGCGGUGAGGGGCGCAGACGAGGAGUAUGACGGCGAGGAAGAACAGCUCGAGGACCAAAACGAAGACGAACGGCCACGAGUGAUUGUGUUGCCCUUGGAGAAACUCCGCGAGCUUGACGGGGUUGAGUACGAGGACACGAGGCUGCAUAAAAAUACCUUGUUGUUCCUUCGAGAUCUGAAAGAAAAUAACAGGAGGGUGUGGUUGAAGAGUCACAAUGGCGAGUUCCGCCGCGCCUUGAAGGACUGGGAGUCUUUCGUUGAGACUUUCACGACCAAGGUCAUCGAGGCGGACGAGACCAUCCCGGAACUGCCGCCCAGGGACGUCAUUUUCCGCAUUUAUCGCGAUAUUCGCUUUACCAAGGAUCCCACUCCGUAUAAGCCGCACUUCUCGGCCGCCUGGUCCCGCACAGGGCGCAAAGGCCCGUAUGCGUGUUACUACCUCCACGUCGAGCCGGGCGGGAACUGCUUCAUGGGCGGCGGGCUGUGGCACCCUCCGGCCUCGCAGGUGCAGGCUCUCCGUGCCAGCAUCGACGAGAGGCCACGGCGGUGGCGCAGGGUGCUGAACGAUGAGCGGUUCAAGCGGACUUUCUUCGCGCAACGGAUGGGUGGGAAGCCGAAACAGAAACAAAAGCAGAAGCAGAAGCAGAAAUCAAAGGCGACGAAGGCUGGUGGCGGCGGGUGGGGGAGGAGCGACGAGCAUGAGGACGACCAGGAGGCCGCUCUGAAAGCUUUUGCUGCGGGGAACCAGAGCAAUGCGCUCAAGACGAAGCCGAAGGGCUACCUUGCCGAUCAUCGUGACGUUGAACUUCUCAAGCUGCGGAAUUUUACGGUCGGGGUCAAGGUUGAAGACGACAUUUUCACCAGGGAUGAUGGGCAGGAUCGGUUGGCUGCAAUAAUUCAAGCCAUGGUUCCCUUCAUUACUUUUUUGAAUCGGAUAGUCAUGCCUGAUUCUGAAGAAGAGGAUGACGAAAGUAGUGACUCAGGGGAAGGGGAUGGAAACGCUGGCGAGGAAGAAGACGAAGACGACUUUUGACAAAGGGUCCCCCCUGCCCUUUUCUUCUUCUUUUUUUCUUCUUUUUUACGAGUUUGUUCAACACCAGCGUCUGUUGGAUCAGUCCACGUUGUUUUUCACGCCCUUGGAUGCGGAGGCCUUUGCUUUUUUCAAGGAGAAACCACAAGAAUAUAACAGGGGAAUAAAAGGUUUCGGAAACAUGUGUGGACAUGCAACUUGCUCGUUGUAUUUGCUGCCUCAUGACCGGCCGUAUCCGUUCCCAUGGCUCAUCUACAGCAACAACUUCCAGUC